Messenger RNA from Caenorhabditis elegans, 779 nucleotides. It is a transcript of the gene ora-1, whose product is annotated as Onchocerca Related Antigen family. Bases 14 to 649 code for a protein of 211 amino acids. NCBI's taxonomy places the organism in Eukaryota, Metazoa, Nematoda, Chromadorea, Rhabditida, Rhabditidae. The transcript has 3 exons. The record is from RefSeq and is marked reviewed.
ACAUCAUUCAACAAUGAUUUCUAAUAUCUUUAAAAUCUCAGCUGCUCUUCUUCUUUUGACUAUUGUAUCUGAAGCUAAGCCUUGCUUCGGAAGAUGUGGAGGUCGUCCACCACCACCAUGCGGACUUCCACCAUUCCUUGAGGAUCUUCCUUCUGAUGUUCAAACCAAGAUAACUGAAAUCUGGAAAGAUUACAAAGAAGGAGACAAGUGUUAUGAAGAACAAGGAUUAACUCGUGAAAUCAUGGAAUCUCUUCCAAAGGAUGUUCGUAAGAGCAUUCACAAGAGACCACCACUUCCAUUCCUUCGUGGACUUCCAAAGGACAUCCUUGCCAAGUUUGAUGCUAUUUUCAAGGAUAAGUCAAUCCCAUUCAGUGAGAAGCCAGAGAAGAUUGAUGCUCUCGCUCAAGAAGUUCUUACUGGAGAUAACUUGAAGAAAUUCCAAGAAUUCAAAGAGAAAAAGGAGAAGGAAAUGCAAGAGUACAAAGACAAGGAAUCGAAGCUCUCCGCAGCUGCCAAGGUAGCCAACGAGAAGCUUGAAGCUCUCGGAAAACAAAAGUUUGCAAUCCUCGAAGAACUUGAUGAGAACGUGAAGGAUGAGCUUUUCGAUUUGUGGAAGAGCCGUCCUCAUGGACCACCAAGACAUCACUAGACGAUAAUUUGACAGCGAUUUUUGUAAAUAUCUAUGACAGAAUUUUAUUCAUUCCCGAUUUCCCGAUCACUUUUAAUUUAUAUUGAAAAAUACAUAUAUUUAAGAUUGAAUAAUAAAGAUUUCUAUAAAA